Messenger RNA from Thamnophis sirtalis, 749 nucleotides. Lineage: Eukaryota; Metazoa; Chordata; Lepidosauria; Squamata; Natricidae. The record is from RefSeq and is a predicted model, not a curated record.
CAGAGAGGCAGGAGAAGGAUGCGGGGGGCUAAAUGGGACUGCUGUGGGUCCUCUCCUUUCUCCAGUCCACCUUCUUCGGGGAUGAGGCAAUGGAAGAGCUGAAGAUGUCUGGAUCCAUUGCGUCCUACGACCAACUGGUGAAGCAGGUGGAGGCAUUGAAGAAAGAGAAUACACAUCUUCGCCAGGAGUUGGAAGAUAACUCCAACCAUCUCUCCAAGCUAGAAAAUGAAACUUCUGAUAUGAAGGUGGUUUUGAAGCAUCUGCAGGGGAAACUGGAACAGGAGGCCAAGGUGAUGGUGUCUUCGGGACAAAUGGAGGUUUUAGACCAGCUAAAAGCCCUGCAGAUGGACAUCACCAGUUUGUACAACCUGAAAUUCCACCCUCCAGCCCUGCUUCCUGAGCCCGUCUGCCAGGACCAGAGUCCGGAGCAGAGUCUGUCCCAUUCGGCCUCUCUCCAAAGGAAGGACAACAUGGGAGAUCUGGGCCGGGCCACCAUUCGACUCUUGGAAGAGCUGGACAGGGAGAGAUGUUUUCUGUUGAGUGAGAUUGAAAAGGAGGAAAGAGAGAAACUCUGGUAUUACACUCAACUGCAAAGCCUCUCUAAGCGGCUGGAUGAACUUCCCCAUGUGGAGACGUUUUCCAUGCAGAUGGACCUGAUCCGCCAGCAGCUGGAAUUUGAAGCCCAGCACAUCCGGACACUCAUGGAGGAGCGCUUUGGGACAACCGAUGAAAUGGUGCAAAGAGCCCAG